UCGUAUCGAAAUUCGUGUCGCUAGUUAUCAGCAGGAAAUGUUAAAGAUUAGGAACCCGAUAUAUACGCAGUGGAGAUGGAAAAGCCAACGAUGGGCGGUGCAGAAACUCAAAAAGACUAACACACAGCGGGCCCUGGAAAGCUUUGAUGACUUUUAUGGCUCAGUUUUUGGUAUCCGAUGGAGAAAUAUACGAGCAGCGUUGCUAACACAACAUAAAUAUAUUGCAUUAGUAAACAACUUUGGCGAUACGGACAACACCUGCAAUGGAAUGGAACUGAAUGGCGCCUUGAAUGUAAAGUCUUUGAUAAACUUGGCAAGAUAUCGACUUGAACACUGUGAUGCAUCGCCUACAAAAAAUGCAAGUAACAAGUUGGAUAAAACGCUAGAUGAAUUGCUACGCAAGCAGGAAGAACGUGAAAGACAUUCGCUAUAUCCCAAGGGUACAGCCGAGGCACCAACAUCAGUACCAAAUCGAUUGCAGUACCGCGAAGAGGAUGCCGGUGGGAAUGAAGGCCUUUCAGAAAUUGAAUGCAACACUGGAAAAUUCGAACCAAGUCUUGAGGAAGCGAUUGAAACGAACACACAAAUAGAUCAAAGUCGCCUAAUUGAUCCCCAAUACAGUACGGGUGCCUUAUAUGAAUUCAUGCCUGCUAGUAGAAUAAAAGGAAUGGAAGAUUGGAUACCUGAAUCUGACCAUUAUAAAUACUAUCAAACGCAAGCAGAUUUUCCACUGAAAUUUGAGGCCGAAACAGAAUUUUUCUACCCAGAGAAUCUUAAUCUUUACACCUACGAACUAGGCAAUUGUUCAGAGUUCAAAAGCCCAAGAAAAUGUCUAACAGGUGUACUUUCACAUUAUCUAAUGGAUGGUGCGUCAAUAUUGCCACCAUUGUUUUUGGAUAUCAAACAAGGCGAUCGCGUUUUGGAUGCCUGUGCUGCUCCUGGCGGGAAAUCACUUGUAAUGCUACAAACACUCUUCCCAGACAUUUUAGUAUGUAAUGAUAUUCAAGAAUCACGUAUCAAUCGUAUUCGGAAAGUGAUGCAAGAAUAUCUUUUUGAUUUCAAAGAAAAUUGGGAGAAUAACCGUGUUGCACUUAGUCAAUGUGAUGCGCGGUUCUUAGAUGUUUACGAGAGUUAUGACAAAAUUCUUGUAGACGUACCUUGUACCACAGACCGCCAUUCUUUGUUGGAGAAUGAUAACAAUAUUUUUAAAACAACUCGUAUCAAGGAACGUUUACGCAUACCUGAACUGCAAGCUAAUAUUUUGUCAAAUUGCUUACGGCUCCUUAAGCCGGGCGGUAGCUUAGUUUAUUCAACAUGUGCUCUUUCACCUGUUCAAAAUGAUGGUGUUGUGCACAUGGCACUACAGAAGGUAUUCAACGAGCACGGUAUAACGGCGACAGUAAAGGAUCUGAGUUAUUUAAUUCGAUUGUUCGAGGAUAUAUUUAGAUUUGAGCAGUCAAAGAAUAUGAAGUAUGGACAAAUGGUACUACCCUAUCUGCCAGCGAACUUUGGGCCAAUGUACUUCAGCAAAUUAACAAGGAACACUUAAAUGAUAAAAUAUUUUAUUUAUUAAUUUCCGAACUAGAUAAUAUUAAUAAAGGAAGAUAACAAAAGGAUAA
Messenger RNA from Rhagoletis pomonella (apple maggot), 1619 nucleotides. Its product is annotated as 5-methylcytosine rRNA methyltransferase NSUN4. Bases 38 to 1549 code for a protein of 503 amino acids. The transcript has 5 exons. Gene Ontology annotation, molecular function: methyltransferase activity. The record is from RefSeq and is a predicted model, not a curated record. Lineage: Eukaryota; Metazoa; Arthropoda; Insecta; Diptera; Tephritidae. Gene Ontology annotation, biological process: RNA methylation.